UAACCCUUUUCCCAUUUCUUCCUCUUUAGAAGAGCGAUAGAUAAAUAAUCAGAGAGUUGCGAAAUCGAAGCGACGAAAACGAGAGAGAUAAAAAUUCGCAACUCAGCUCUCUAUAAAGAGGAGAGAGAAAGAAACAGCCGAUUACGGCGGAGAUGACGGUGGAGGUGAUUAACAGUGGUGUUGCUGCUUCUGCUUCUGCUGCGGUUUUUCAAAACGGCGGUGUCGCAAAUGGCGAUUUCAAGAUAAACCCUAAAAAAUCGAAGGACAAUGAACGUCGUCGCCGACGACGGAAACAGAAGAAGAAGAGCAAGAAUUUGUCGUCGCAAGUUAAAGAAGAUGGUAAUGAGAGUGAUUCUCAUGAUAAUGUUGACGGUGAUGUUAGUAAUGGCGACUCUGCUCAUUCUCAGGUCGUGGAGCAAGUUGAGGUUAAAUAUGUCCCAGAGAAAGCAGCAGACUUGGAUGAUGCCUGGUUUAUGGAUUUUAAGAAGAUUUUUGAGAAGUUCUCAUUUACUGAACCUGAUGGCGAUGAGGGUGAUGACAAAAAGGAUGAAACAGAUCAAGAUUUAGUGGGAAAGAAAAAAGCUGACUCGGAUUCAGAUGAGGAAGAACAAGAUAACCAACAGAAGGAGAAAGGGAUCUCUAAUAAAAAAAAGAAGAUGCAAAGGAGAAUGAAGAUUGCUGAGCUUAAGCAGAUUAGCCGAAAGCCUGACGUGGUCGAGAUCUGGGAUGCAACCGCAUCUGACCCGAAGUUGCUGGUGUUUCUUAAGUCGUACCGGAAUACAGUUCCUGUCCCAAGGCACUGGUGUCAGAAGAGGAAGUAUUUGCAGGGGAAGCGUGGUAUCGAAAAGCAGCCGUUUCAGCUUCCUGAUUUUAUUGCUGCAACCGGUAUCGAAAAGAUUCGACAGGCUUAUAUUGAAAAGGAGGACAGUAAGAAAUUAAAGCAGAAACAACGUGAACGUAUGCAACCAAAGAUGGGAAAGAUGGAUAUUGACUAUCAGGUUCUGCAUGAUGCAUUUUUUAAAUAUCAGACGAAGCCAAAGUUGACAUCAUAUGGUGAUUUGUAUUAUGAAGGGAAAGAAUUUGAGGUGAAACUUAGGGAGAUGAAGCCCGGCACCUUGUCUAAGGACCUGAAGGAAGCACUUGGUAUGCCGGAGGGUGCUCCUCCUCCGUGGCUCAUCAAUAUGCAGAGAUACGGUCCUCCUCCAUCAUACCCACACCUGAAAAUUCCUGGGCUAAAUGCUCCAAUUCCACCCGGUGCUAGUUUUGGUUAUCAUCCUGGAGGCUGGGGUAAACCUCCUGUUGAUGAAUUUGGGCGUCCAUUAUAUGGAGAUGUAUUUGGUGUUCAGCAGCUAGAUGAACCAAAUUACGAGGAAGAGCCUGUGGACAAGUCUAAGCACUGGGGAGAUUUAGAAGAAGAAGAAGAAGAAGAGGAAGAAGAGGAGGAGGAAGAAGAGGAGGAACUUGAAGAGGAGGAGCUUGAGGAUGGCAUUCAGUCUAUUGAUAGCCUGUCCAGUACUCCUACUGGUGUUGAAACCCCUGAUGUCAUUGACCUUCGUAAGCAACAGAGGAAAGAGCCUGAGAAACCCCUUUAUCAAGUACUUGAAGAAAAAGAAGAGAGAAUUGCUCCAGGCACGUUGUUGGGAACAAGUCAUACGUAUGUUGUUGGAGCUGCCACUCAGGACAAAGCUGGGGCUAAGAGGGUUGAUCUUCUUAGGGGUCAAAAGGCAGAUAAAGUGGAUGUGUCUCUACAGCCAGAAGAACUGGAGGCCAUGGACAACGUAUUGGCUGCGAAGUAUGAAGAGGCUCGGGAAGAGGAGAGAUUACGUAGCCAGCGUGAGGAUUUCAGUGAUAUGGUUGCGGAGAAUGAGAAAAAGAGGAAGCGAAAGAUGCAGGAAAAGGACGGGAAAUCGAAGAAGAAGGAUUUCAAAUUUUAGGAAGUUUCAGAUGUAUUUUCGUUUUAUUAUCUGAUCAGGGUUGAGGCAGUUUCUUGCUCAGUUUGAAGUUCGAUCCGUUUGGUUCUCCUACUGAUCCUUAGUAGUACAAGUUUUUGUUCUAUCUGUACAACUAUUGAAGUUUUGAGGGAGGUUGAUGCUGUCUUGAAAUUAGGAUGUAUACCUACAAUCAACCCACCUCCGUGUAAAAUCUAUAAAAGAGAGCAGUCUAUAAUUUUCUUUACUUUUUA
Beta vulgaris subsp. vulgaris (sugar beet) is the source of this 2182-nucleotide messenger RNA. RefSeq lists its product as uncharacterized. The transcript has 18 exons. Lineage: Eukaryota; Viridiplantae; Streptophyta; Magnoliopsida; Caryophyllales; Amaranthaceae. The coding region runs from base 153 to 1934 and encodes 593 amino acids. Gene Ontology annotation, cellular component: catalytic step 2 spliceosome; nucleus; precatalytic spliceosome. Gene Ontology annotation, biological process: mRNA splicing, via spliceosome. The record is from RefSeq and is a predicted model, not a curated record.